This is a messenger RNA of Cheilinus undulatus (humphead wrasse), 2148 nucleotides long. It is a transcript of the gene gpib, whose product is annotated as glucose-6-phosphate isomerase b. The transcript has 18 exons. The record is from RefSeq and is a predicted model, not a curated record. Gene Ontology annotation, biological process: glycolytic process; glucose 6-phosphate metabolic process; gluconeogenesis. Gene Ontology annotation, molecular function: monosaccharide binding; carbohydrate derivative binding; glucose-6-phosphate isomerase activity. Lineage: Eukaryota; Metazoa; Chordata; Actinopteri; Labriformes; Labridae. Gene Ontology annotation, cellular component: cytosol. Bases 56 to 1717 code for a protein of 553 amino acids.
CCCCACUCAGCCAGGAGAGUCGAGCACAGCAGAGCACAGCAAGCCCCCUGACAUCAUGGCAUUCAAUCAGGACCCAAACUUCCAAAAACUGCAGGACUGGUACACAGCCCACGCCCUCAACCUCAACAUGAGGCAUAUGUUUGAGGCUGACAAGGAGAGAUUCAACAAGCUCAGCUUAACAAUGAAAACAGAGGAUGGGGACAUUCUUCUGGAUUACUCCAAGAAUCUCAUCACUGAUGAAGUCAUGAAGAUGUUGGUUGAUCUGGGUAAGUCCAGAGGCAUUGAGGCUGCCAGAGACAAGAUGUUCAAAGGAGACAAGAUCAACUUCACAGAGGGCCGUGCUGUGCUCCAUGUGGCUCUUAGGAACCGCUCCAACACUCCCAUUAUGGUGGAUGGCAAGGACGUGAUGCCAGAUGUCAACAAAGUCCUAGAGAAGAUGAAGGGCUUCUGUCACAGAGUUCGCAGCGGGGAGUGGAAAGGCUUCACAGGAAAGGCCAUCACAGAUGUUGUUAAUGUUGGGAUCGGGGGAUCUGACCUUGGCCCCCUGAUGGUGACUGAGGCCCUGAAGCCUUACUCAAAGGGUGGACCACGUGUGUGGUUUGUGUCAAAUAUUGAUGGAACACACAUCGCCAAAACCCUGGCACAGCUGAACGCUGAGACAACCCUCUUCAUUAUUGCAUCCAAGACAUUUACUACCCAAGAGACCAUAACUAAUGCUGAGUCGGCCAAAGCGUGGUUCCUCGAACACGCCAAAGAUAAAGCUGCUGUCGCCAAGCACUUUGUGGCUCUUUCCACAAAUGGACCCAAAGUGAAGGACUUCGGCAUCGACACGGAGAACAUGUUUGAGUUCUGGGAUUGGGUUGGUGGUCGUUUCUCCUUGUGGUCUGCAAUUGGCAUGUCCAUUGCCCUUCAUAUCGGCUUCGACAACUUUGAAAAGCUUCUUUCAGGAGCUCACUGGAUGGACAACCACUUCCGCACAGCUCCUCUGGAUAAAAACGCUCCGGUACUGCUGGCUCUGCUGGGCAUCUGGUACAUCAACUUCUUCCACGCUGAGACCCACGCCAUGCUGCCCUACGACCAGUACAUGCACCGCUUCACCGCCUACUUCCAGCAGGGCGACAUGGAAUCAAAUGGAAAGUACAUUACAAACCAUGGAGCACGUGUAAACUACCACACUGGUCCAAUAGUGUGGGGGGAGCCAGGAACAAAUGGACAGCAUGCCUUCUACCAGCUCAUCCACCAAGGAACCCGCAUGGUGCCUUCUGAUUUCCUGAUUCCAGCUCAGUCACAGCAUCCAAUCAGAGAAAGCCUGCACCACAAGAUCUUGUUGGCUAACUUCCUGGCUCAGACAGAAGCUCUGAUGAAAGGGAAGACCACAGAAGAGGCCAGGAAGGAGCUGGAGGCCAGUGGCCUGAGUGGAGAAGCUCUGGACAAAAUCCUGCCACACAAAGUAUUCCAAGGAAACAGGCCAACAAAUUCAAUCAUCUUCAAGAAACUGAGCCCAUACACACUUGGAGCACUUAUAGCCAUGUAUGAGCACAAGAUCUUCAUCCAGGGUGUGAUGUGGGAGAUCAACAGUUUUGACCAAUGGGGAGUGGAGCUGGGCAAACAGCUCGCUAAGAAGAUCGAGCCUGAGCUCCAGAACACCACAGAGGUCCACUCCCACGACUCCUCCACCAAUGGACUCAUCAACUUCCUCAAGAAGAACUUUGCCUAAGUCAAACCCCUGACCCUCCACCCUCAUCCUUUACAUCAUUAACUAUGUGACCAGCUUCCCGGGCUGCAGGAGACCCUCAUAGGCAGCUGGUUGGGCUGAAGCACUCUGUAUGUUUAUACUCUCAUGAUAACUACCAUGAAUGUCUACAGUGCUGUCUUUCUAUGUUUGUUCACUGCAGAGGCUAAAAGCAGACAUACUUUUUACUUACACUGUUUUCCUCCUCCAUUUUUGGAAACUUAUUUUCAGUUAUUUGUUCCCAGAAAGUAAGUAAAAUAUAUGGAUGCAUGUCUGCUUAGGGCUUCCGUAGUUCAUCACUGUGAAGGGGAAACCCUUUUGUGUUAAUGUGUUGUGGAAGGCAGAGUAAAAUAUGCUUUCUCUGUCUCCUAAAUGUCACCAUAAAUGUAGUUUCUGGAUUAAAUAUCUUUACAAAA